AGCAAAUUUAGUUGAUGUUGUUACAUUGGAUUCAUCUCACUUUUGUUUAUUGUUUUUGUCACUUGCCUAUGGCAAUGUAAACCUAUGCUUCCCAUGCCAAUAAAGCACCUUUUUGAAUUGAGAGAGGUUCAAUGGAAGUCCAGCAGAGAAAGAGACGGUCGGGGGCAGAGAGGAGGAGACACGUGAUGUUGAGUGUGUGUUUAAGUGCACAGUUUCAACCGUUGGGGAUCAGAAGGGAAGUCACGUGCGCAAUGAGGGGGAAGAAGAGCGUGUGUGUCUAAUAGGUUAUUAUGUGAGAAGAGAAUGGGAGAGUUGGGAGAGUUGGAGCUGGAGCUCCUCCAGGGAAACCAGGAGAAACAUAUCUCUCUGUUAAAGAACUUUGUGGCGGGAGGAGCGGGAGGAGCUUGCCUUCUGUUCGUGGGACACCCGCUCGACACAAUUAAGGUGCGGCUACAGACCCAGCCCAGAGUGCCCAGCCAGGAUGUCCUCUACAAAGGUGCUUAUGACUGCUUCCGAAAGACUGUCUCCAAAGAGGGACUUCUUGGGCUGUACAAGGGGAUGGGGGCCCCCCUAGCCAGCGUAGCUCCUAUGAUGGCCAUUAGUUUCUUUGGGUUCGGACUGGGAAAACAGCUGUUGCAACCAGACUCCACUAAGACACUGAUGCCUACCCAACUGUUUCUCUCAGGCUGUCUAGCAGGUGUUUUCACUACAGUGAUAGUGUGUCCUGGAGAAAGGGUCAAAUGUUUACUACAGGUGCAGGCCAGCGGGGGGCAGCAGGCAGUACGGUAUGCAGGUCCUCUGGACUGUGCUCUCAAGUUGUAUAAAACACAAGGCAUCCGCUCCAUCUACAAAGGAACAACACUCACACUCAUCAGAGACAUGCCUUCUAAUGGUGCCUACUUCAUGGCUUAUGACUUCCUGAAACACAAAAUGACAGCUGAGGGUGAAAGUGUGUCCCAGCUCAGCACUCCAAAGAUCCUCCUUUGCGGUGGCAUAGCGGGCAUCUGUAACUGGAUUGUGGGACUUCCACCCGACGUACUCAAGACCAACUUCCAGACAGCUCCAGACGGGCGCUACAGGGGAACAGGUGUGGUAGAUGUACUGCGGGAGCUGCUUCGUGACGAGGGGCCCAGAGCACUCUAUAAAGGAUCCACCGCCGUGUUCCUCAGAGCCUUCCCUGCCAACGCGGCCUGUUUUCUAGGGUAUGAAUUGGCGUUAGAGUGUCUAAAUUGGCUGGCUCCCACCUGGUGAAGUCUCCUGCUAUGACCUGUCAUUAAGAGGUUGUAACCUGCAUUGACCUGUCGCUGUCUUCAGACUGGACUCUUCUCUUGACCUCAGUUUCAUGCUUCCCAAAUGGCACACUAUUCCCUAUAUAGCGCACUACUUUUGCCUAGGGCCUGUAGGUAAUAGGGCUCUGGUCAGUUUUGCACUAUAUAGGGAAAGUAGUGCACUAUAUAGGGAAUAGGGUGAUGGUUUUUGUUGUUGUAUUUAACCUUUAUUUAACUAGUCAUGGUUUUUCAUGACAACAACAAUGUGAAUUCUUGUCCUCCUUGUUGUUAAUGUGGUUCUAAAAAAUAUAUUCACUGAUGUUUCGGUUUGACAUCUUGUCCUGUUUCAGUUUGACAUCUUGUCCUGUUUCAGUUUGAUAUCUUGUCCUGUUUCAGUUUGACAUCUUGUCCUGUUUCGGUUUGACAUCUUGUCCUGUUUCAGUUUGACAUCUUGUCCUGUUUCAGUUUGAUAUCUUGUCCUGUUUCAGUUUGAUAUCUUGUCCUGUUUCAGUUUGACAUCUUGUCCUGUUUCAGUUUGACAUCUUGUCCUGUUUCAGUUUGACAUCUUGUCCUGUUUCAGUUUGACAUCUUGUCCUGUUUCAGUUUGAGAUCUUGUCCUGUUUCAGUUUGAGAUCUUGUCCUGUUUCAGUUUGAGAUCUUGUCCUGUUUCAGUUUGACAUCUUGUCCUGUUUCAGUUUGACAUCUUGUCCUGUUUCAGUUUGACAUCUUGUCCUGUUUCAGUUUGACAUCUUGUCCUGUUUCAGUUUGACAUCUUGUCCUGUUUCAGUUUGACAUCUUGUCCUGUUUCAGUUUGACAUCUUGUCCUGUUUCAGUUUGACAUCUUGUCCUGUUUCAGUUUGACAUCUUGUCCUCCUUGUUGUUAAUGUGGUUCUAAAAAUAUAUUCACUGGUGUUUCAGUUUGACAUCUUGUCCUGUUUCGGUUUGACAUCUUGUCCUGUUUCAGUUUGACAUCUUGUCCUGUUUCAGUUUGACAUCUUGUCCUGUUUCAGUUUGACAUCUUGUCCUGUUUCAGUUUGACAUCUUGUCCUGUUUCAGUUUGACAUCUUGUCCUGUUUCAGUUUGACAUCUUGUCCUGUUUCAGUUUGACAUCUUGUCCUGUUUCAGUUUGACAUCUUGUCCUGUUUCAGUUUGACAUCUUGUCCUGUUUCAGUUUGACAUCUUGUCCUGUUUCAGUUUGAUAUCUUGUCCUGUUUCAGUUUGAUAUCUUGUCCUGUUUCAGUUUGACAUCUUGUCCUGUUUCAGUUUGAUAUCUUGUCCUGUUUCAGUUUGACAUCUUGUCCUGUUUCAGUUUGACAUCUUGUCCUGUUUCAGUUUGACAUCUUGUCCUGUUUCAGUUUGACAUCUUGUCCUGUUUCGGUUUGAUAUCUUGUCCUGUUUCAGUUUGACAUCUUGUCCUGUUUCAGUUUGACAUCUUGUCCUGUUUCAGUUUGACAUCUUGUCCUGUUUCAGUUUGACAUCUUGUCCUGUUUCGGUUUGACAUCUUGUCCUGUUUCGGUUUGACAUCUUGUCCUGUUUCAGUUUGACAUCUUGUCCUGUUUCAGUUUGACAUCUUGUCCUGUUUCGGUUUGACAUCUUGUCCUGUUUCGGUUUGACAUCUUGUCCUGUUUCGGUUUGACAUCUUGUCCUGUUUCAGUUUGACAUCUUGUCCUGUUUCGGUUUGACAUCUUGUCCUGUUUCGGUUUGACAUCUUUUCCUGUGAUUCACGUCUUGUCGAAGAGAAGUUUAAACGCACAGUGAAAUAAUGACAAUCAUGAUAUUUAUUUAAGGGGAUGAUUUUGACAUAUUUCUGUGAACCUAAGGUUGUGUCUAAAAGGCACCUGAUAAUAGUGCACUAUAUUUAUAUUCAUUAUUCAUUGUUAAUAGUAACAAUAAAGACGUGUUUGAAUGUUGGAGAUUUAAAACAAUUUUUUUAAAUGCCUUCAUUUGUUUUAUUGACCAAUUUAGGGGUUUUGAUGUACAUUUUAAAUGUGAUAUAAUGUGAUGUAAUUUGAUUCAUUUGGACAAUUAAUCAAAUCCAUUUAUGAGCAAUCCAGAUUUAUCUCAGAACAGGAUUUAUACAUUUGUUUGAAUAAAGUGUAAUUUGCCAAAUA
This is a messenger RNA of Oncorhynchus keta (chum salmon), 3379 nucleotides long. Its product is annotated as mitochondrial carnitine/acylcarnitine carrier protein-like. The record is from RefSeq and is a predicted model, not a curated record. Gene Ontology annotation, cellular component: mitochondrial envelope. The coding region runs from base 304 to 1251 and encodes 315 amino acids. Gene Ontology annotation, biological process: carnitine transmembrane transport; mitochondrial transport. The transcript is spliced from 9 exons. Gene Ontology annotation, molecular function: O-acyl-L-carnitine transmembrane transporter activity. Lineage: Eukaryota; Metazoa; Chordata; Actinopteri; Salmoniformes; Salmonidae.